AACUGUUAAUUGACAGUUGUUGGUUGUAACGUGUAGAUAAAUCCACGUAAAUUGCAUGCCUUUAAUCUGUCAAAACGAUACACGGGACAUAUUUCCAGUCAAAUGGCACCACAAUUGAAAAUUUCUCAAAAUUUAAUUGACAAAUUGGGCCAAGUCAAAUCAGAAUCAGCAGCAUGCCUGUAUGGAAUUAUGUAUGAUGGAAAUUUAUUGGUAGUUGGUUUAAAAUUAAUUCAUGAUGAAAUUCCGAAAGUUCCCAUCAGCUAUCCAACCGAGAUUGAUUUAUGUGGAGUGGUUGGGUUCGGUUCUGAAAAAGAUUUAAAUGAUACUGUAAUUGCAAAAAUUUUAAAGGAAGUGGAUAUAACCGAUAAUCCAUUGAUUAUAAACUGUCCUAUUGGAGAUAGUAGUGGAAUAAAUGUAUAUUUUAGAGUCCAUGAUCGUUUAGAGAACACAACAUAUGAAAUUGUUAGUGAAUCUGAUAUAUGGAAACAAUUUGUUCACCUACGUUUGAAGACUCGAUUAUUAUUAGUUUGUGAUUGUACUGCUGAAUCUAUUAAAAAUUCCUGUUCUGCAUUACAUAAGAAAUUUGUUUCCGGCCAAGUAUCAUUCCAUUUUCCAAAAGGUAAUGUGCAUUUAAUGGGAGCUGAUCCUGAAACUGGAUUAAGUGGUAUCACCGGUCAAGCAACAGUCGGUGAAUUGACUAGUGACUCUACCAUAAAGCAAGUAGAAGGAUCAAGUUCCAGAACCAAAAACAAAAAGACGAGUAAUACAAUUGAAAUUUUGGAUGUUGACAUGUUUUGGAAGCCAACAUUUGAGACCGCCCUGGAUGAUGCUACUAAGCAUGCACCAAUUAUAAAUCAUAAUAAAAAAAAAUUCAAAUGUCUACAAAUGCAUUUAAAAAUUGAUAUGUUGUCAUUGGUAUACAGACAAACAAAAGUUGUCAAUUUGUAUAAUAUUUUAAUUGAAAGUUUAUGCCGAAGUUUGAAAUUAAAUGAACAAAGUUUAUUAAAUCAAAUAACAAGAGACGAUUAUGAUGAUCCUGAGGAUCGAUUCAAUAACGAUUUAAUACCAUCAAUAAAGUUACCAACACCAUAUCAUUUCAUUCCAAAAGAUUGUGGACAUUUUAUAACGAUAUUUUAUCCAAAAGAUAUGCCUGAAUCUUUAUUAGAAAAUGAACGUAAAAUAUUACAUAUAUUAUUUGUUUUACCAUUAAAUCGUCCGAUGUUUCGACAAUCUAAUGCAUUUAUGUUUAACGAAGAUUAUACAUUUUCUGGUAAAUUAAUUAAUCCACAUGAUGGAAUACAUUCACAAGUAAAAGGUGGGGAAACGAGUUUAGUUCAAGGAAAAUACGUUUACUAUCAUUAUAUGCAAGAUAAUUUCAACGAUGAUGGUUGGGGCUGUGCAUAUCGAUCUUUACAAACUUUGUGCUCAUGGUUUUGGUUCCAAGGAUACUCAACAAAACCAGUACCAACCCAUAAAGAAAUCCAAGAAUUAUUAGUUGCCAUUGGUGAUAAACCAUCAUCUUUUAUCAAUUCGAGACAAUGGAUCGGUUCAACCGAAGUGAGUUUUUAUUUGGAUACGGCAUUGGGUAUACAAUCACGUAUCAUAAAUGUAAAUUCUGGUACAGAAAUUGCAAGUUUAGGUCCACAAUUAUCACAGCAUUUUAAAGUACAUGGCACUCCGAUUAUGAUUGGUGGAGGUGUCUUAGCACAUACGAUCAUUGGUGUUGAUUUUAAUAAAUAUACAGAUGAAAUAAAAUUUUUAAUAUUGGAUCCACAUUUUAAAGGCUCUGAUGAUGUUCAUCAAGUACAAAAUAAAGGUGGUUGUGCAUGGAAAGGUGUUGAUUUUUGGAAAAAAGGUGCUUAUUAUAAUUUGUGUUUACCACAAUUACCCAAUUUUAUAUAA
Chrysoperla carnea is the source of this 1902-nucleotide messenger RNA. It is a transcript of the gene Ufsp2, whose product is annotated as ufm1-specific protease 2. The transcript has 8 exons. The record is from RefSeq and is a predicted model, not a curated record. Lineage: Eukaryota; Metazoa; Arthropoda; Insecta; Neuroptera; Chrysopidae. Bases 103 to 1902 code for a protein of 599 amino acids.